CUCGUGUUAAGGAAGUCGUUGGUUUCAUCCUUCACUUUCAGUCAGGGUGUUGAGUUUUGACUCUUGAUUCCAGUCACAUGAUCAGAAUCAUCUCCCAUCCUUGGCGGUUACUCUUCCAAAUUCGAAUUCGCGCUCACUGAAACCCGACUUCAACCUCAUCGCCGCCGUACCAGAGAGAGCGCACGCUGAAAAUGACGACGGAGCAGACGAAGUUCAGCGUGCUCUGCAGCCUAUUCACAUGGACGCAGAGAACCAAGUCGCCGGCGAAGAAGCGUUCCAAGUUCCGCAAGUUCCUCGACUCCUUCUGCAGAGACGCUAACUACUUCCCCGCCAUUCGCCUCAUCCUCCCUAACCUCGACCGCGAACGCGGCUCCUACGGCCUCAAAGAGUCCGUCCUCGCCACCUCCCUCAUCGACGCUCUCGGUAUGGCUAGGGAUUCUCAGGAUGCUCUCCGCCUCAUCAAUUGGCGUAAAGGCGGUGCUAAAACUGGUGCUAGUGCCGGCAAUUUCGCACUCGUCGCCUCUGAGGUGCUGCAGCUUAGGCAAGGGACUGCUUCUGGUGGUUUGACGAUAAAGGAGUUGAAUGACUUGCUUGAUCAAUUGGCUUCGAGCGAAAACAGGGCUGAGAAGAAUCUGGUUCUUUCUACCCUUAUCAGAAAGACAAAUGCACAGGAAAUGAAGUGGAUUAUCAUGAUAAUUCUCAAAGAUCUAAAGCUGGGAAUUAGUGAAAAAAGCAUUUUCCAUGAAUUCCAUCCAGAUGCCGAAGACUUGUUUAAUGUUACAUGUGACUUAAAAUUAGUUUGUGAAAAGCUAAAGGAUCGGAACCAGCGCCAUAAACGGCAGGAUAUUGAAGUUGGAAAAGCUGUGCGCCCUCAAUUAGCUAAGAGAGUUGCUAAUGCAGCUGAAGCAUGGAAAAAGCUUCAUGGGAAGGAAGUUGUUGUUGAGUGCAAAUUUGAUGGUGAUCGCAUUCAAAUUCAUAAAAAUGGAACAGAGAUACAUUUCUUCUCAAGGAACUUUCUUGAUCAUUCUGAAUAUGCACAUGCAAUGUCAGCAAUCAUAAUACAAAACAUUCUUGUAGACAGGUGUAUCCUUGAUGGUGAAAUGUUGGUCUGGGACACAUCCUUGAAUCGUUUUGCUGAGUUUGGCUCAAAUCAGGAAAUAGCCAAGGCAGCAAGGGAUGGACUUGAUAGUCAUAGAAAGGUUCUUUACUUUCAAUCUUCUUUAUUUUUAUUUUUGUAUUAGAAAAUAUCAAAAUGGUUAGAUGUUGCAUUUGAUAUUCUUUAUUUUGGAGAUACUAGUGUGAUUCACCAAACUUUAAAGGAACGGCAUGAGAUUCUUCGUAGAGUCGUGAGGCCAAUGAAGGGCCAAUUGGAAAUUUUAGUACCUAAUGGUGGUAUCAACAGUCACCGUUCUUCUGGUGAACCAUGUUGGUCAUUUAUUGCUCAUAAUGUGGAUGAAGUUGAGAGAUUUUUCAAAGAAACCAUUGAAAAUAGAGAUGAGGGAAUUGUUGUAAAAGACCUCAGCUCCAAAUGGGAACCUAGUGAUCGCAGUGGAAAGUGGCUGAAAUUGAAGCCUGAAUACAUUCAAGCUGGUUCUGAUCUAGAUGUACUCAUCAUAGGUGGCUACUAUGGCUCUGGACGACGUGGAGGAGAGGUUGCUCAAUUCUUGGUUGGCCUUGCAGAGCGUCCAUCUCCAAAUACACAUCCCAAGCGAUUUAUCUCCUUUUGCCGGGUUGGUACUGGACUUUCUGAUGAUGAGCUUGAUGCUGUAAUAUCAAAACUAAAACCUUACUUCAGGAAGUAUGAAUAUCCAAAGAAGAGGCCACCGAGUUUUUAUCAAGUUACUAAUCAUUCAAAAGAAAGACCUGAUGUGUGGGUUGAUAGCCCUGAGAAAUCAAUUGUUCUGUCUAUAACAAGUGAUAUCCGAACUAUACAAUCUGAGGUAUUUUCUGCACCUUACAGCCUGAGAUUUCCUCGAAUUGACAGGGUGAGAUACGACAAGGCCUGGCAUGAAUGCCUUGAUGUGCAAUCAUUUAUAGAACUUGUGCAUUCCAGCAAUGGUACCACACAGAGGGAUACAGAGCAUGGCAGCAAGCAGGACAGUAAAUCAAAUCGCAUCAAAUCCUCCAGACGGGGAGAAAAGAAAAACAUGUCUAUUGUUCCUUCCCAUUUAAUACAAACUGAUGUUUCCAGUGUUAAAGGGGGGUCCUUAAUAUUUUCAAAUAUGAUGUUUUACUUUGUAAAUGUGCCUCCAUGUCAUUCUCUCGAGUCCUUGCACAAAAUAAUUGCUGAGAAUGGGGGAACUUUCUCAAUGAAUUUGAAUAACUCAGUCACCCAUUGUGUUGCAGCAGACAGCAAAGGGUUUAAAUUUGAAGCAGCAAAACGCCAUGGUGAUAUCAUUCAUUAUACUUGGGUAUUUGAUUGCUAUGCACAAAAGAAGCUUGUCCCAUUACAACCAAAGUACUUCCUGUUCCUAUCUGAACUGACAAAGAAGAAGUUACAAGAAGAAAUCGAUGAGUUCUCGGACUUUUACUAUUUGGAUCUUGAUAUUGGAGAUAUCAAACAGCUUUUAAGCAAUAUUCAUAGGUCGGAAGAUGUCAGCACUGUUGAUCAUUAUAGGAAAAAAUACUGCCCAAAGGAUAAGUGGUCUUUCUUUUGCGGAUGCUCCGUUUAUUUCCACACUGUAAUACCAUCAUUGAAAGAAGAUUGGCAAUUUCUAUUGGGACUUUCUUUGAGGAGAUUCAAGCUCGAAGUUCUCAUGGGUGGUGGAAAAGUUGCUGAUAAUAUUAAUUGUGCUACUCAUCUAGUGACUUUGUUUGUGCCAAGAUGUCAUACUAACUUUUGGGAAGAAAUUCAGAGUAGUUUCACUUCAGUAGAGAGAAGAAUUCUUCGAAGCAAGAGGUUGCAUAUAGUUAAAUCGCAGUGGUUAGAGGAUUGUUUGAACAGUAGCCAAAGAUUACCAGAAGAUGCCUAUAGCUUGAGACCCGAUGGAAUAGAAGAAUCAACUACUGAAGAUUGUGAAUAUGACUUGGCGUUAGACACCCAUCUGGUUGGAGAUAAUGUAGAGGACCAAAAUACAUCUUUCUCUGACCUUGAAAGUAAACAUAGAACUGCAAAAGCUGCUAAUGAACCAAGUUUGGCUUCGGUGUCCCAGGAGAAGGGUGGCGGAAGGAAAAGAGGAAGACCUGCAGGCAGAGGUACCAAAAACGUAAAAACAGCCGGUAACCAAGCUCCCAGAGGCAGAGCACGAGCACAAGUUGCGAGAAAGCGGCCUAAAAUAUGUGAAUAUGAAUCAGAUGAUGACAGGGAUUCUCAACAAAUAAGACCACAAGGGCAAGACACAAGAGAAGGAGGUCUUAAUUUUAAUGAGAAGCAUUUAGAACCCCAUGAGACCAAGAAACCUGAAAAUGUUCAAGAUACUGAAACCGUUGAAAGUUCUCAGCAAAACGAGGCAUUCAAGCCAGAGGAUUCGAAGGAAAGAGAAUUUGAAAGAAUAUUUGUUCCUGAAAUCGAAAUGACUGAUAGGCACAAUGGCCAUAACAGUCAGGUGAGUGAGAAACUUGAAAUUUUGGCAGAUCCCGUGCAGGCCAUGUUAUUUGACAUGAUUCCUAGCCUUGCCCCCAAGAAUGUUGAGCAACCUACGGCGAGUCAUCGAGAAGAGAAGCUUCCUUCCAAUGCAGAUUCAACUACUGCUACUACUACUAAGAAAAAGAAGGUUAGCUACAAGGCUAUUGCUGCCGAGCUGCUCAAGGACUGGUAGAACAUCAAUUUACAUCAAUGUAUUACUAAUUUCUGAAUGUGUGCCAAAAGUUCCUUUGUUAGAUCAAAUUGAUUGUUACCCAAGUGUUUCUGUUUUGGUCCGUUAUUGUUAUUCAAAUGUUAAAUCAGGUUUUCUUUGAUCAUGGACUUGUAUGAUUAGUGUGGUAUAUCUUAGAAAAUCAUAUGUAAGUUUUGUAUUUUUACCCUUAAAUUAUAGAAAUUUACUCUCCUCGGUCCCCUCUUUAUUUGUUCUUUUUUACCA
Messenger RNA from Lotus japonicus, 4019 nucleotides. RefSeq names its product DNA ligase 4. Gene Ontology annotation, cellular component: DNA ligase IV complex. NCBI's taxonomy places the organism in Eukaryota, Viridiplantae, Streptophyta, Magnoliopsida, Fabales, Fabaceae. The transcript is spliced from 26 exons. The record is from RefSeq and is a predicted model, not a curated record. Gene Ontology annotation, biological process: nucleotide-excision repair, DNA gap filling; DNA biosynthetic process; DNA recombination. Gene Ontology annotation, molecular function: DNA ligase (ATP) activity; ATP binding; DNA binding.